Messenger RNA from Aspergillus alliaceus, 1452 nucleotides. RefSeq names its product histidine phosphatase family protein. Gene Ontology annotation, molecular function: acid phosphatase activity. Bases 1 to 1452 code for a protein of 483 amino acids. The record is from RefSeq and is a predicted model, not a curated record. The transcript is spliced from 3 exons. NCBI's taxonomy places the organism in Eukaryota, Fungi, Ascomycota, Eurotiomycetes, Eurotiales, Aspergillaceae.
AUGUCCACGAGCUGGGGAAAUCUUAGCCCUUAUAAGGAUGUGAGUGGCUUCGGUGUGCCGAAAGGUGUCCCAAGGGGCUGUGAACUCUCCCAGGUUCACGUCCUACACAGGCACGCACAGAGGUAUCCUACGUCGUGGAAGCUGGACGGCGGUGUCAUAGAGGAUUUUGCUCAGAAGCUGAAGAAUUACACCGAGCGCCAUGGCAACUCGACCGUGGGGAAAGGGUCUCUGUCAUUUUUGAAUAAUUGGGACUAUCUGCUAGGGGAAGAUCUCCUGCAGGUCUCUGGUGCUGCGACCGAGGCUACCUCCGGUGCAAAUGUCUGGUCUAAGUACGGCCGCGCCCUUUAUCGGGCCCCGGCUGGUGUUGCAUCUUAUGAUUCUUCUUUGAAUGUCUAUCCCAAUGGGACCGAGCGACCGAAGCCCAUCUUCAGGACGACAGACCAGGCGAGGAUCUUGGAGAGCGCCCACUGGUGGUUGAGCGGUUUCUUUGGAAAUACCGGCGCGAAUAGCUCCUACUCAGAGUAUGAACUUGUCAUCACACACGAGGGCUCGGGGUUCAACAACACCUUGGCCUCCGACGGCUCUUGCCCCGGAGACUUGGAAGAAGGCGAUAAUACGGGGGAAACCUUCAUACCAAGCCUCACCAAGGAUGCCCUGAAGAGGCUGUCAAAACUUGUCCCUUCUGAUUUCAACCUGACUGCCUAUGAUGUGGUUGGAAUGUUUAGUCUCUGCCCCUAUGAAACCGCAGCUCUGGGCAGCUCGUCAUUCUGCACAUUGUUCACGGAGCAGGAAUGGCACAAUUUCGAGUACUUUACUGACGUCCAGUUCUAUGGUAACUAUGGAUUCGGCGCCCCAACUGGCCGCGCCCAAGGAAUCGGAUACGUGCUAGAGCUCGCAGCCAGAUUGGAAGGCAAACUGAUUGAGACCAGUGAUACAAGCAUCAACACUACCAUUGACUCUAACCCUUCCACAUUCCCUCUCCACCAGCCGUUGUACAUGGACAUGUCUCACGACGAUGUGAUUGUUGCCGUCCUGACUGCGCUCGGCCUGAAAUACUUCAAUCAUGGAUUGAAGGGUUUGCUCGGUAAUGUGGACCAUGCUGUCCCGCGCACCUUCAAACUCAACGAGGUUACGCCAUUUGGUGCACAUUUAAUUUCGGAAGUCUGGACUUGCCCAGAACAGACCAAUUUCCAUGAACUGGAUGGUGCAUUGUACAGAAACCCGGAUCUUUUCUCAACACCCAACACAACAGACUUCAUUCGAUUUGUGCUUAAUGGUGCCCCUAUAUCUCAAGAAGGGCUAGAUGGAUGCGAGAAGUCUAUCAAUGGUUUCUGUGGGGUGCAGGACUUCUUGAAAGGUGUCUCUAAGCUGAAGGAAAAGGCCGAUUACCAGCAUGCCUGUUUUGGAAACUACACAGCUGGUCACCAGGUUGGUGACGGACGGCCCGAGUGA